Messenger RNA from Staurois parvus, 335 nucleotides. The record is from the annotation of a GenBank genome assembly. NCBI's taxonomy places the organism in Eukaryota, Metazoa, Chordata, Amphibia, Anura, Ranidae.
GAUCUAACUAUAGGGGCGUCAAACUGGCGGCCCUCCAGCUGUUGCGAAACUACAAGUCCCAUCAUGCCUCUACCUUUGGGAGUCAUGCUUGUAACUGUCAAUCUUGCAAUGCCUCAUGGGACUUGUAGUUUGGCAACAGCUGGAGGGUCGCCAGUUUGACACCCAGGAAGUCCUAGGGCAGGGGUGUCAAACUGGUGGCCCUCCAGCUGUUAUGAAACUACAAGUCCCAUCAUGCCUCUGCCUUUGGGAGUCAUGCUUGCAACUGUCAAUCUUGCAAUGCCUCAUGGGACUUUGGCAACAGCUGAAGGGCUGCCAGUUUGACACCUUGUCCUAGG